Molecule: messenger RNA, 1801 nt
Organism: Dioscorea cayenensis subsp. rotundata (Guinea yam)
Lineage: Eukaryota; Viridiplantae; Streptophyta; Magnoliopsida; Dioscoreales; Dioscoreaceae
Exons: 6
Coding region: 88-1542 (484 amino acids)
Molecular function (GO): zinc ion binding
Source: RefSeq, a predicted model, not a curated record
UGGCAGGAUGCAGGCCGAUUAUUUCUGUAGAUGGUUGCUGGCUCAAGGGACAAUUUGGAGGACAACUGCUCUCAGCUGUGGGAGUAGAUGCAAAUGAUUGCAUCUAUCCCUAUAGCAUGGGCUGUGGUGGAUAAAGAAAACUACGAUAACUGGAGAUGGUUCCUAGAGCUACUGGCAAUAGAUUUGGAAAUUAAUAACGGUCAUGGAUUUGCUUUUAUGAGUGAUAGACAAAAGGGCUUAAUACCAGCCUUAGAAGAUUUAUUUCCCAACUCAGAGCAUAGAUACUGUGUCAGGCAUAUACAUUGCAACUUUAGGAGUAAUUACAAGGGUAAAGCUUUAAAAGACCAACUAUGGAAAUGUGCUAGGGCCAGCUACAUCCCUGCCUUUAACAAAGAAAUGGAAACCUUGAAUGCCAUGUCACCCGAUGCAUAUGAGUUCUUGAGGAAAAUACCCCCCAUACAUUGGAGUAGGGCACACUUUAAACCAAUCUACAAGUGUGAUAUGCUUUUAAAUAACCUCUGCGAGUGUUUUAAUAGUUUGAUACUUUGUGCUAGAACCAAAGGGAUUGUGACAUUAAAUGAAACCAUUAGAACACAGCUAAUGUGCAGGAUUCAGAGAAAGAGAGAUUCAAUGAAAAAAUCAGGAAAUAUAUUCUGUCCUAAGAUAGUUAAAAAAUUGGAAAAGGCAAAGAAUAUGACUUACUUUCAUAAUACAACUUGGUCAGGGGGAGACCAAUACCAAAUUAUAUGCAAUGAUGGCCAAUUUGUGGUGAACAAAAAGGAAAAAACAUGCACUUGUAGAAGGUGGGAAUUAACUGGAGUGCCAUGUUCUCAUGCCAUUUCUGCAAUUUAUUACAACCAUGAAAAGCCAGAGACUUACAUAGAGGACUGUUAUAAGGUGUCCACCUUCCUAGACAUAUACAGCCAUAUCCUGUACCCUACACAAGACAAAACCUGCUGGCCAAAGAGUCCUCAGUGCCCUAUGAUACCACCUGAAGUUGUUAUGAAAAAAAGGGGGCAGAAGGUUAGGCUAAGAAGGAAAGAUGCAACUGAGAAAAUUGGCUUUUGCAAUGGAAAGGUGAGCAAGACAGGGAAGAAAAUCACUUGCAGCAUAUGUGGAGUUACAGGACAUAACAAAAGGUUUCAUGGACAACAGGGAACUAAUACUAACAAUGAUGACAAUGGAGGACAAACUGGGACUUCAACAACAACUCUGCCCCGGGAUGAGGUAAAUUGUCAUGACCCUAUGGAUGGAAUAGAUCCACAAGUUCUAGAGGAUCAUUUGCAAUUGGUUGAUCACCUAAUUGAAUCUCAAUUCAGUGAAAAAAUUACAACAUUUGAAAAUGUUCAAGUGGAACCUUUACAGGGUAUUAUUACACAAGAGCAGGAUGCACACAAUGCUGAAGAAAGGAGGUCAGAAAGGAAAAAACUUGAAACAAUGAGACAAAGAAAGAAGGGCAUAAUUGAAGCUAACCCAGUACUGGUGGAACGACUCUUGCAGAACCAUUGCAAAAGAAAAACACAGGUCAAAAACAUCCUGUAAAUUCAGAUCUUGCAACCAAAAAGAGGAAACAAUGGAUUCCAUAACUUAUCAAGACUGCUUACAGUGAUGAAGGGAAUGUUUGAAAAAAAGAUGCUGCUCUUGGAUAUUUCUUGUUAUGACAGCAUGUAAUUAUAUUCUAAGGAUGUACUCAUAGCCUAAUGGCAAUUUUGUUGUGACAUGGUGAUAUUAUGUUUUAAGGUUGUAUUCGAGCCACAUGCAAUUUUGUUAUAACAAGCUAAAUGAAUGAAUUAUAAAUGUU